AUGGCUCCUCCAACCACCAUUCCAAACUUGUUCAUGUCUGACUUCGGUCUCAACACUGAUGAUAUCAAGUACUUCCAUAUGGACUCCCAUAUCCAAGGACGUGGACCAAACCGUCUGAAGUCUCUUGACAUCGAAGGAAGAUGGGUCCUUUCUGGAAAGAGUAUUCCAUUCAUCUCUGCUGCAUUCAACCAUCUCGAAAGACUCAAUGAUGCCCAGGUACCAAUUAGAGAUAUCUCUGAAGAACCUAUCGAUGCCAUUGGUAUGGUUGGAUGGACCAAGUCGUCUGCUCCAUCUGAAGAGCCAGUAAAGGAAGAGAAGAAGGUUCCAAAGAAGUUUGUUCUCCAGCCACCAGUCUUCGUGGAGGAUGAGGUCCCACCAAGCCCAAGAGAAGUUGUCCCACAUCGUUCUGCCGGCUACGGACCAGCUCACCACAAGAGAAAGUUGUCGAUCCCAGACCGCUCCCGAAGUGUUUCCCCAAUGCCAGUUGAGGCUCCAGGACAAACCGUUUACGACAAAUACGCUAAAUACGAGAGACACCGCAAAGACUCGAUCACCAGAUACGGAACCAAGUGGGGAGAUGCCGGAUACGUCUCGCACAGCCCAUCGCCAACCGGUGACGAGCCACAAAACCUUCCACAUCGCACUCAAGCUCUUUCUCCACGUCCAGCUUCCAGAACUCGUCAAUAUGACAGCGAAUACAAUCCAGAGUUCCUAAAGAGAGACUCGGCGAGCAGUGCCAACGAACUUAAGGUGUUGACGAAGAACAUCAAAGGAGACUAUGUACCAUACAGAACAACCGGAUAUGGGGCAUACCACGUGAAAAGACAAUAUGAUUUGAGCCCAAGAUCGAUGGGAAGUGAUUAUGCUACCAGCAGUGGAUCUGAGCAAUCUUCUCCAGUGCCAGCCAGACGUGAGAGAUCAGCUGAUGAGAUCGUUCUCUCCGCUUACCACGCAUCCAAGACCACCGACUCGUCUCGUCCAAGACGCGACAACUGGAUCCGUCAACAAUAA
Caenorhabditis remanei is the source of this 1011-nucleotide messenger RNA. RefSeq lists its product as uncharacterized. The transcript is spliced from 6 exons. The record is from RefSeq and is a predicted model, not a curated record. The coding region runs from base 1 to 1011 and encodes 336 amino acids. Lineage: Eukaryota; Metazoa; Nematoda; Chromadorea; Rhabditida; Rhabditidae.